CCCACCCUGCGAAACGGUUUACCGACCUUCCUAGUUCUACCAGAUCUUUAGAGUUGAGCCUCAUAAACAAACACUCUAUUGGACGAAAGGCGUGAUUCUGCGAAACUAAGAGCUCUCUUCCCCCCUCUCUGUGACCGUACCUUAUCCCAUCCACACACCCAACCACCCGCCCCGAUGGCCGCCGAUGCAGAUGAACGGACCCCCCUCCUCAAAGUCAAAUCCGGCGCUGGAGCCGUGAAGCGGGUCGGUCGCGGCCUCUGGUCACCCGCAAACCGUAUCCUCUUCGCCGGCUUCCUCGUCUCCCUGACACUAGGCCUCACCCAAGUUCCCAUCAUCUACGUCUUCCGUGUCAUGGCAUGCGAGACGUUCUACAAGUCUCACGCGCCCUACGACGGCCCCCUCUCGGAAAUGUGCCACCGCCGUGAGAUCGACGCAAACACGGCUACCCAGGUCUCCAUCCUCGGCAUGACCACCUCCGUCUGCGGCAUCCUCAACCUCUUCAUCUGCGGCGACCUCAUCAAGCGCUGGGGCACCCGCUGGGCUCUCAUCAGUCAAACCGGCCUGCUCGGCAUCCGCGUCUCGUGCCAGGUCCUCGCCGUGUCGCAGGGCGCGCAAAAGGGAAUCGACAUGAUGCAGUACACGCAGCUCAUUGGCAUCUUUGGUGGGCCGAGGGGAUACAUGCUGGUUCUUAACACGGCAAUUGCGGAGGUUGUCGAAAGAAGAAAGCAUACCGGCGUCUUUGGUCGGCUACAGGGCGCAGUCAUGAUCGGUACCGCCAUAGGCUACUUGCUCGGUGGUGUUUUGGGUGAUGUGUUCGGCAUCACCAGUCCCUUCGUCGUUGCCAUCGGCUGUUUUGCCUUUGCGACGACCUACGGCGCCAUCUUCUGGCCGGCACCCCCAGAAGAGACCGAAGAAACGGACGGCAAGACAACGCUCGGAGCUUCUGGCUUCCUGGCUCCUAUCAAGGUGCUUAUGCCGUCAAAGUACCGCCUCGAAUCCGGCAAGAUUGUCAAAAACUAUGGCCUCGUCUUCCUGGCCCUGGGCAUCUUCUUCGGCGUGUUCGCCACGGGUUAUGCCCCCAUCCUCAUCCAGAUGUACGCCACCUCCCGCUUCAACUUUGGCACGACGGAGAACGGUAUCCUUAUGUCCGGCAACUCGUGGAUCCGCGGCAUCUUCUUGAUGUUCAUCUUUCCAGAAAUCAUCGACAGCGGACGCAGAUGGUUUGCCUCGUCAUCUCAUGCCGGAGCUCUUCAAAAGACACUCACCCAGGAGGAACGCAGCGUCAUCCCCACUCACCCCGAAGACAUGGACCCGGCACCCGGCUUGAUGAACGCUUCCGAGCCAACAAAGGCGCCGCCUGAAGAGGAGGACGAGGAUAGCACUUUUGACCUGUUCUUCCUGAGGUGGAGCUUGGUGGUGGAUGGCAUCGUCACGUCCCUGGCGGCUUGGGCGACGGAGGGCUGGCAUGUCUAUGCCGCCGCUUUCCUGCUGCCAUUCGCAUCCGGGUCGGCUCCUGCAGCCAAGGGCGUCAUCACAGAAAUGUGCCCGCCGCAUAUGCGACAAGAUGCCCUGAGCGCCAUCACCCUGGUUGAGAGUGCAGCGACUCUGACGACGCAGGGUAUCUUUGGUUUCAUAUUCGCCACCCUAUCUGAGAUGGGCAAGCCGAAUCUCACCUUCUUUGUGAACGCCGCUCUCGCCGUUGUCGCCGUGGGCAUUCUUCUGCUGGCUCAUUACCCCCCGGUUAACAGUACGCGGGUCGAGGGUGAGGCGAUUGAAGAAAUCGGUGAAUCAAAUCGAGACAUGAAUGAGUGCCGAAAUUUGGCAGAAGUCACUCAUCGAUCGUCAUGAAGGAUAAGUGAGAAUGAAACUCAUUCGCUCGACUCAUCUACGACUCUAUGCCAAGGCCGAUGAAGAGU
Molecule: messenger RNA, 1916 nt
Organism: Colletotrichum acutatum
Lineage: Eukaryota; Fungi; Ascomycota; Sordariomycetes; Glomerellales; Glomerellaceae
Product: major facilitator superfamily transporter
Exons: 7
Coding region: 175-1848 (557 amino acids)
Biological process (GO): transmembrane transport
Cellular component (GO): membrane
Molecular function (GO): transmembrane transporter activity
Source: RefSeq, a predicted model, not a curated record